This is a messenger RNA of Podarcis lilfordi (Lilford's wall lizard), 17736 nucleotides long. The record is from the annotation of a GenBank genome assembly. NCBI's taxonomy places the organism in Eukaryota, Metazoa, Chordata, Lepidosauria, Squamata, Lacertidae.
AGUGCCAGAAAUCCCAUGUGGUACAAAAGGACAUUGUUGUGAUUUAGGGCAUGUCCAGGUGAUAAGAGUCUUCCACCGUUUAUCUCGCACUGCAAGCUGAAGUAAAAAUAUGGGAAAGGUUUAGGGAGUGGGAGAGGUGGAGUACAACGGUUGCUCUUUCAGGACUGUCACCACUUGUCUUGAUCGUGACAUGUGGAAGGAUCAGCCCCUCCAUCCAACCUUCAGGAGCCAACGCCUUUCAGCUAAAGGGAGAGGCAGAGAAACAGUUGUAGUCUGCAGCCAGUUUUGCAGCAAAUAAAGAAUCAUUUAUAUGUUUAUGAUACACCAGGAUUUCUAUAUAUUUGUAUAAUAUCUAUAUCUAUAUCUAUAUCUAUAUCUAUAUAUUCUGAAGACCUUUCUGCGUGGCCUCCAGGCUAGAUGACAGUAACUGAAAGGUGAUAAUAGUACAAAAUAAUACAACAACGAGGUUCUUUGACAAGGUAGUGGUGACUUAUAAACUUCAGGGUGGGGAGGUGAUAGUGGCAAGAGAUAGUCUCCAGGCCUCAGCUGAUGUGGCAGUUUCAACUGCCGCUUUUCAGAGGUUCCGUGGGGACCACAGAGGAGACUAGCACCCCCAUCCAUGAGAGCUCCCCAGCAACCAUGACCAGGUAGUACCAGGUGUUUUAAUCACUGGGAGAAAGGCAUCUCCUCACACAUGCAGUUAGAUCAGGCAUAGGCAAACUCAGCUCUCCAGAUGUUUUGGGACUACAACUCCCAUCAUCCCUAGCUAACAGGACCAGUGGUCAGGGAUGAUGGGAGUUGUAGUCCCAAAACAUCUGGAGGGCCUAUGCCUGAAUUAGACACUCUGCUGUUGGGAGCAGUGAAGGAUGAUAACCGAAACUAUCCACAUCCCAGCCUGGUGGUGAUGGUAAUGUGGCUGAGAGUUCAGAUCAGUGGUUUGGAACCUCCAGCCCAUGGAACUAUUCAGGCCUGCUAGGCCUCAGACAUUGGACUGCCAAGCCAUACCUACCUUUCCCAUGUCUGCUGUCAUAUAUGACAUCAAGCAGGGGAAGUUCAGGCCAUGAGGUCCUCAUUUCUUCCUUGGUAGGGAAAACUGGCACUUUCAAAAGAUGCCAAAUAUGAAAAGAGCCAAGUCUUGGCUGCAAAGGAAAAACCAGGAGCGCAUUUCUGAUUCGUUAUUUGCAGCUGCAGCUUGAAUUCAAGCCAGGGAGGCAAAGGUAGAGUCUUCUUAAGGAGCUCCAGCUGCAAAGGGAGCUUUUUCCUUCACACCUGAAGGUACAAUCACCUGAUAGACAGAUCCAGUUCCCCAUCCCUGUUUUAGAUGGAGGUAGGUAAAUGGGGGUGCAAUCUGAGGCUGUAUCGGCUGCACUCUGAUGCAAGGUUAGCAGCUGCCCUACCUGCUGAAGGAAUGUUUUUGUCUUCACAAUACAAGCAAUAAAAUUCUUAUGAAGACACCAUCAAUCUCCAGGGUUCUCCAAAGGAAACCCAAGACUACCUCUGGAACUUCCCACCCCUAGGGGAAAAGGAACAAGGAAUGGUAAUUUGUCUUUUAUAUUUCUGUGAGUUUGUGGGUGCCAGGCUCCUAUAACCCCUGGAUCCAGCAAGCGUUAGCAUUUAAUCAAGGCUGAUAUUGUUAAACUGGGUGCCAGACCCAUUCUAACCCCUGGGCCCAGCAAGUGUUAAAAUAGAAGGCAGGCUAGCUUCCUGUGUUUAGGUGAUAGGCCGUUAAGAGAACCAAGAAGAGGGGUUUUGUGCCAGGUGACAAAUGGGUGGGGCCCCUCCUUUCCUACUUCUUAGAUAGUAAGAAAGACAAAAACCAGAGAUUAGACUUGAAAGUGUGUGCAAUGUGACCUAAAAGUUAAGCUGCAGGCUGGACAGCCAGAGAGGCAGAGCACAAUGUUUGAUCUCUGCUUGAAUCCAAGGCUGCAGCUUUGGGAGAAACAAGGCCCUUUUGAGACGCUAAUGCUGUGAACCCCUCCAUUGUAGGCUUAGGUUGUGUAUAGAUAUGUAAGGUAGGGGAAAGCAGUGCAUUUUUUUCUAAAAAAAUGUUUAGGGGUACUCUCAUUUUCCUACUCCUAUUGAAAUACUGCCCCUCAAUGAGGCUAAACUUAGAUUCACAAAAUGUUUAGGGGUAUGCAUACCCCCAGAAAAAAAGCACUGGAGAAAAGUAAAGGUAAAGGAUCCCUAGAUGGUUAAGUCCAGUCAAAGGUGACUAUGGGGUGCUGCACUCAUCUCACUUCCAGGCCAAGGGAGCUGGUGUUCAUCCACAGACAGCUUUCUGGGUCAUGUGGCCAGCGUGGCUAAACCGCUUCUGGCCAUGAUGGAAGCCAGAGCGCACGGAAGUGCCGUUUACCUUCCCAGCGCAGUGGUACCUAUUUAUCUUCUCGCACUGGCAUGCUUUCAGACUGCUAGGUUGACAGAAGAUGAGACAGCAACAGGAGCUCACCCCGUCGCGCAGGUUCGAAUGGCUAAUCUUCCGAUCGGCAAGCCCAAGAGGCUCAGUGGUUUAGAGUCUCCGCUGUGUCUCAUUUCCAAAAGGAAAUGCAAACCCUGGGUAAGUUCCCGGAAACUCUGGGAUCUUGCACUGCUCGGAGAUUGGAGUGCUGUGCAAUAAUAUGGUUUGUACUAGGUUGCAUCCCACUCAGUUCCAACCUUGACAUUCUAAAGCAUUUCUCGUAAUGGGUUGGCAUUAUGGGUAGCUCUCCCUGCUGCUAGCCUUUUCAAAGGCGUGUUAAUAACGUACUUGAAAUGCAAGUUUGUUCAAAGGAGCCGAUCACUGUAUUUGCCAUACACCGGUAGCCUACCAGGACCUGGAGCUUUCUCCUUUAUUGACAAAUGAGGGGUUGCUUGAGCAGUUCUUGUCUUUGCUUUCUGCGAUUCAUUGACCAAAUGAGAACCCUGAACCAGCUGGUUGACUGUGGAAUGACAAGCGUUCUAUUUUGCUCCUCCCUUCCCAGACUUCAUGUGAAUCAGCUAAACCAGAAAUACAGGUAGAGAAAGAGGUGGAGGAUUUCCAAAGGCAAAUACCCUGACAGGACAGUAAGAAAGCAAACAAAAAAACCACGUCUUGAAUGGAAAAAUAACAGGGGAAAGUAGUUGUUCGAGAGAGCCUGGAGUGGUUGGUACUCUUUCCAACGUGAAAAUGGAAGAAGCCGAGGUGGACAUUGAUACUCUCAUUGACGAGAUGGAUUACAUUCCAGGUCACUUUCACUUAGAUAUGAACUUGAACUUUGAGUCUUCUUCACCUAUGAAUUUCCAAGGGAGAGACUUGAAGCUGAAACGAGAAAGCCUAACCUAUGAGUUAGAGCUCGAAACUGGCUUGCAGCAGUAUGCCAUCAGAAACCUCCUUGGGGUCUUUUCUUUCUACCUGGAAGAAGUGGAGCAAGCCAAGGAGAUUUUCCUCUGCAUCUCUCAGGAGGACCCUGAGAAUCUGAACACUUGGGCCAACCUCGCCUACGUUUAUGAUAGGCUGAACAACGAGCAAGAAGAGGCUAGGUGCACCGAAAGACUCUCCCUCUUAAUGGGCUUGGAUUCAGAGGACCACAAGCCGCAAGGGGACCCCCAGCUCAGAACAGCCCGUUGCUUGGCUGAGCAGGGCUAUGCUUACGCCUUCGACGUUGGGCUGGUGAACGAAGAAGAGAAGAUGGAGAAACUGACUGCAGGCCUCACUCUCUACGGCAAGGCUCUUGCUUAUGGGAAGCAGGUAGGCAGGCUGUUUUACCUUCUGAUGUCACUUGACAUUCAAUGGGUCAUUCGCUGGAAGAAGGAUACUAGCCAAUACACAGACACCUCUUUUCAUUUUCUGUUUCAGAAGGCGCACCAUACUCGUCUGUUGUCUAGAAAUGUUUUAGAAGUGUGGUUGCUGCAUUAGUUGUUGUUGUUAUUUAUUUAUUGCCUUUAUAUCCCAGCUUUUCUCCAAAGAGCUCAGGGCGGCAUCCAUGGUCUCCCCCCUCGUCAUUUAAUCCCCACAACAACCCUGUGAGGUAGGUUAGGCAUCUUAGCUGUUGAUCUGUGUAGGGAAAGGUGCUUGUUCUUACAGCAGCAAUUGCAUCUCCAGUUAGCUUGCUAGGCUAUUUUGGAGGGAAACAACCCCUCUGGGAGCUGAGUCAGGCCAAGAGAAAGCUCUUCUCACUAAGAACCACCGCUUCAUUUAAACCACUUGUAGCCUUCAAACACCUAAUCUUGCAUAAAUGUGCAAGAGCAAACAAAAGGAGAUGCCAAUGGAUAAUACUGAUAAGCCAACUUUUAGAAUCAGAGCCCUAGAUCCUCACGGCCUCUUGUGAGGCUGAGAGGCCCUUUUGUCCUGCUAUGCUUCAAUGGCACCUCAGUUUGAUUGUGAAGCUCCCUACUUUGGGAGGUGGCUCAGAGGGAGAGCAUCUGCUUUGCGUGCAGAAGGUCCCAGGUUCAGUUCCUGGCAUCUCCAAACAGGCCCCUGUCCCAAAUCCUGGAGAGCUGCUGCCAGUCAGUGUUGACAAUACUAAGCUAAAUGGACCAAUGGCCUGACUCUGUGCAAGGCAGCUUCCUAUGGAGGUGUCUCUGCUCUCAGUCUCCCCUGGCUUCUCACUGCUUGACCAAGACUGUUCUGUUCCAGCAGGCAUUUGACCUGAUGGGUUGAAGCUUUUUUGUAUGUGUGUGUGGUUAAUAACCAUCCUGUUAGGAAAAAGCUGCUACAAUAUGUCAGACCCAUAGUCUUUGCAGCAGAUGAAAUGCCUAUAGAAUGGCUUGCACAUGUGUCACAACCAGCCCAUGAUAGUUUUCUGGGGCAUUGCUCAGACACAUCAGGUUACAGCAACAGCUGCCAGCCGGGCAAUGCAUUCUGCUACCCUCGUUCACCACCAUGAAGCUGACACACAGGUACAAAGUCAGGGCAUGACACUCACCUUUCUAGCACAGUGCUGCAUAGGAGCUUCAGGUCUUUAGGUUCUUUUGAAAAUGUGGCUUCAGAAUCACAGGGAAAGGUUGGAGGAACUUAAUCACCUCAUUAUUAUGCACUCUAAAAUCAUAUGUUUAGAAUUCUACCCCUCUAGUGACUCAUUUUUUGGUUGGUCAUGUCAUGUUUUAUGAUAUGCAUGUACAAUUUUUGUAAUAAGAAAAUUAAAAAAAAUCUUUUUUUAAAAAAGUUGGAGGACUGGAAACAGCUAUGGUCACUGGUGGAGGUGGGGCUUGUUUUGGUAUCCUCCCAGAUGGGAGGAGCAUGCUGCCACAGGGGAGGGGGUAAAUUUAAACAAGGAUUCUGUAACUGGGCGCAACCUUGAUCAAUUUUAAAAAAAAAAUCUAAGAUGCUUUAGACAUGUGGCUUUAAGAAAGAACCAGACAUAACCAAAGAUGAGGCCAAUUCAAAUAUUUUAUUUGGAAUUGGUAGAGAAGUGGGUUGGGGUGGGUGUUUAGUUGGGUGUGGGAAUUUGUUUAAUUUAAUUAUGUUGUGUUUGUAAUUUUGUUUUUUGUUUUUAUAGUUUUAUUGUUCUGUUAGUUUGAUUUUUGUAUAGGCUUUAAUUUGAUUUUAAGGGGAGGGGUCAGGGCUGCCUGGGAGUGGGUCCCAGCAAACAAAAUGGCUGGGGCAGGUUCCACAGGGGGGGAUGCACUCGGACAACCGAUCUCAGUGAUCACGGGUAGGAGGAGGAGUUACGCUAAGACCAGACCAUGUCAUUACCGAGGAGUGGUUGCAGUGCUCCCAAGAAGUCCCUGAACAGCCCUCUGCACAAAUUUCUAUCCAGUUUUCUGAUUAGAUGCUUUUUAAAUAUUCUGGACUACUUGGCUCAAGCUGUCCAAACAAAGGUGCAACCUUUUGCACACCCAGUUUAUCAUCUCCUGCAGCAGCAGACAACAGGGAAUAUGCAGGUGGCUGAACUGGAGCACUGUUUGUCAAAGCAAAAUGUUUGCACUGAGGGGCAGGGCUAUAUUUAUGUUUAAACUACAACUGUGCAGAGUCCAAACUUCUUAAGACAUUAGAGAAAGCAGCAGCAGUGGGGGGGACAUCAAACUAACCAUACUAGUAACGACAAAAGUGUUUCAGAAAAUAAUUGCCACCUUGAGUCACAUAAAAAUGUUGCUAUUCUACCUGUUUUGCUCAGAGCUUCUUUUAGCUACAGCCCGUUUCCUGUUACUCAUGGCUGCCCAAUUAAAUAAAUCUUAGCUAAUUAGUCUGAGUUGUUUAUUGAUCAAUCAAUCAAUAAUUGAAUGUGAAUCAAUGUGUAUAUAUCAGCAUAUAUACAGACACACAGAGAGACAAGAAAAAGAAUAUGUUCUCUGGAUUGUGCUCUUUGGAAUUAAUCCAACUGAUAUCAGUGGGAUUUACUUCUAGAAAUGAAAGAAUUGGUCAGUUUUGAUUUCUCUUAGUUUCCCAUUUUCCCAGUCUUAAGUUCAUUUCAUCACAUUCCUGCAUCAGUUUGUGAUUUUCUUGUCACCAUUUAAUGUGCAUCUUUCCUAAUAUGCAUUGCAUUAUUAAUAUUACAUUAUUGAACAUGGCAAGGACAGGAGUAGCUGCCAAAGUCCUUGAUUUAAUGGAGCAACUGGUGUUCAGCACAGACCUGAAGGCACCUGAAGCCCAUCACCUUAGAGAAGCUAAGCAGGUGGCUGGUUGGGUGGCCACUGCUUGGGAACCACAUGAAUGCCACCUUGGAUUCCACAACCAAAGAAUGGUUGGAAAAUAAAUAGAAGGCAAUGAUGUUUUAAAAUGUAUUUGCAGGGAGGCAAAUACUGCUUUUCUAAGAACUUCUCUCUCCCUCUUUCAGAUCCCUUUGGAGGAGAAACGAAGCUGGUACUUCACUAUGGCCACCCUGCACAUCAGGUGAGGCAAGAAUCCAGGAUGAAAAGCCACCUCAAAGGAAACAGAAACAAGAUGGGCUCCGAGGGGCAAGUCUAGAACUUUUUGUGAUGGAAUCCACUUAGGGCUUAUCCACAUUUACUUUUUGCCCCGUGCUUUCUUGGGCACAGGUCUGUGCUUCCCCGGUUUCUGUCUGAGUGCUCUAUAAAAAUUAGCCCGAUGCUUUCCCCAGGAAAACCCAAUAUUUACUGCUGAAUUAGAGCAAAUGGUAGGGUUGCCAUAGUUUUUGAGCUAUUUUUAAUGAAAUUUGCCAAAAUCUACACUACCGACGUGGGCUGCCAUAUGUCCAGAUUUUCCCAGACAUUUCAGUGAUUUCUGACUAUGUCCAGGAAAUUCUGGACGCGCAGCAGCCCUAGUAAAUGGCAACUCAUGUUUUCUACGGAUUGCCGUUUGCUCCAAUGCCAGUGAGUUUCGUGGCUGAGUGGCCCAACUAGACAUCACUGCAUCAGAUUCCUAGCAUGUUUUUCAAUCAUAAAUUCUGCCAUCGCCAGACUUGGAUCAGAGGUGUGGUCCUAUGAUGUCCUAUUCCCCUACCCUGGCUGAAAUUUGUCUCACAAGGGACGAGUUGCAGGUAAUGGGGGAGCAAUUCAGGUCAGGAAAGCAGCAUUAGAAAAGAGUUAAACAAGAAACGAAAAACCCUAACGCUGCUGCCCUGAUCUGAAUCAGGAUUCCUGUGACCGCAUUUAUCAUUAUUCAUAACUGCAAGAUCUCCAUGAGGACAUCUGAUCACAGACCUCCCAGAAUUAUAUGGUUUGAUCCAUAGUCCAGUGCUGUAGUCCAGCCUACGCCAAGCAGGUACCUUCCAGCUGUUUUGGACUACAACUCUCCAUCAACCUCGGUCAGCAUGGCUGAUGGGGAGUCAUGGUUCAAAACAGCUCAAGGGCACCAGGUUGGCAAAGGCCACUAUACCACACAAGAACUUCUGGAGUGAGUUAAGGCCCAACGUGGACGAAGCAUAUCUCUUUCAGAUGCAAAAAGAAAAGGAGAAAGGCAGGUUCAGGAGGGGCAGCUGUCAGCUCUGCCCCCUGGCACAGCACGAGUCCCUAGCCUGCAUCCCUAUUCGCUAAAGCCGGGUGCAGGCUAGGCUCCAGGAAGGGCACCGCUGUUCCAGUUCCCUCGUCGGUGCCCCAGUGAAGCCUCUGCUGUCCUGCAACGCUACUGCACCAAGAGGGGUAAACGGACUUUGCAGCAAAAAAAAAUCACCCUUUGGCUUUUUAGCCUUGGAAGGAAAGUUACUUACCUGGAAAUAACCCCCACUGAAGUAGGACUUACUUCUGAGUAGAUGCACUAUUGCACUAUUAUUAGAGUUAAGCAUUUGUGGAUUAGGGCCUAAUUUAUCAGCGCUACAGUCUUAGAACCACCAUAGCGCACAGGGAAAUACUUAUUUUGAAUGAGCAUAAGUACUGUUGUUAAGGCUAGGUUGAGUGGGUGGGGGGUUGUUUUCCGUUUACUUCUGCUAUGUUUCUUGUUGGCUGUAUUUCAUAUACUGUGCUGGUAGGCACCUUGCACCAUACAGAACUAUGAACCAAUCAGCAUUAGAUCAAAGACAACCACAGAGAUUUUGAUCCACGAUCUUUCCUCCCUAUGUUACAUCAAAGGAGUUUUGUUACAAAAUCAGAGAUAAAUCCAUUGUCGUGGAAAGCACAGUGUCAACAAUAUAGACACAUGAAAAUUAGAAAGGACAAAGAACAAUGCUGUGCAGAAAGACUUGCCAAAGCAUCAUUCAUUACUGUAUAAGGCGCAACAUUUGACAAGUUUUAAAAACAAGAUGUGCCUUAAUCUUUCCCUCCCCAGUUAUGACCGCUCCCAAAGCUGUUUCCCAACACUGCAACUAGCCUAGAAAAAAGCCUUCUAUUGGCUACAACCAAUGGCUUAGCUAUAACAAGUGUUCCUUCCUAUAACUGAAGUAGAAAUGGUAUAUUUUUUAAAAAAGAUUAAUCAUACUACAUGGGGUAAAGGUAAAUGUAAAGGGACCCCUGACCAUUAGGUCCAGUCGUGACUGACUCUGGGGUUGCGGCGCUCAUCUCGCUUUAUUGGCCAAGGGAGCCGGCAUACAGCUUCCGGGUCAUGUGGCCAGCAUGACUAAGCCACUUCUGGUGAACCAGAGCAGCGCACGGAAACACCGUUUACCUUCCCACCGGAAGGUAUCUACUUGCACUUUGAUGUGCUUUCGAACUGCUAGGUUGGCAGGAGCUGGUUCCGAGCAACGGGAGCUCACUAUAUGGGGUACUAUACUACGAUAGACAUAUACAGUGGUGCCUCGCAAGACGAAAUUAAUCUGUUCCGCGAGUCUCUUCGUCUUGCGGUUUUUUCGUCUUGCGAAGUACGGCUAUUAGCGGCUUAGCGGCUAUUAGUGGCUUAGCGGCUAUUAACGGCUUAGCGGCUUAGCAGCUAUUAACGGCUUAGCGGCUUUAAGAAAAAGGAAACAAACUCGCAAGAACUCGCAAGACGUUUCGUCUUGCGAAGCAAGCCCAUAGGGAAAUUCGUCUUGCGGAACGACUCAAAAAACGGAAAACUCUUUCGUCUAGCGAGUUUUUCGUCUUGCGAGGCAUUCAUCUUGCGGGGCACCACUGUAAUUGUAAAGUUCUUGUUAAAAAUAUUUUUUCUUUUCUUUUUCUUUUCUCAGUCACUCCUCUGUUUUCUUCACUUCUCACUUCCCUCCAUGGCCCCCAUUUACACGACUUUCACCUGUGCCCCCCUUGGAAUAUCCUUAAGGCCCCCAGUUGAGAAACGCUGCUCAAAGGGUUAUUUUGCAGCAGAUGGUGGUUAUUUUGGGGAACUAUAUAUUGCAUUUUAUGUCUUUUGUAUUUUAUAUUAACUGUUUUGAAAUAUUGCUGCCAAACCCAUUGGAUGGGGGUAAAACAGUGGCAUUUGGAGUAAAUCAUUUGCUUGCCAGUUUUAGAGCUCUGUAUAUGCAGAACAACAAAUCACAAUAGCCUUUUUCUCUCUUCACUUCAGGUUGGAUGCGAUGUGGAUGAACAAGGGCAAUGAUGAGGAAAAAAGGUUGCCAGCCUUCAACAGAACCUUGGUUUUGCUUCAGCAAGUCCUGAAGUGCUCCAGCCUACAUUAUAGAGGUAGGAGAAGUCACUUGCACAAUCGAAACCAUGUAAUUACAUGUGUAAUUCACACAUGCAGCUCUGCAUCCCGCAAGACUGUUGCAACUCAGGUGUGUGUAAUUGGGCUCUUCAGCUCAGCUAGCCGAAUUUCAACUGAGUCUUCAUUGCUGCAAUCUCCAUGCCCACUGAGGCAAGCUACUGUGCUCUUUAUUUUCACAAGUGGUUUGUUUCAUCAGCUAGGAAACCUCAGUGCUUGGUUUAAGGUGGCAUAAAACGUUCCUUUGUAACUUUUCUACUAUAACCCAACCUCAGUAACUGUCUGUAAAUCAUUUUGAAUUGCUUUGGAGAAGGUAGAGUGGAAUUUACAAUGCCGUUUGUAAUAUGUUGCCCUGCUUUCAAUUCUGUCCUCCUUCUCUUCUAGCCUUGGCCUGGUGCUAUCUUGGGAUAUUGUUUGAAAGGAAAUAUUCCUUCUCAGAUACCCCUAUGGCUAUUCAUGACUGUGGGUACUCUGGGACAGAUCCCCUCGACUGCUUUGGAAAAGUAGGUUACGAGUUGUUGGGGGUUUUUUGGGGGGGGUCCUGUCUGGAUGAUACCAUGGGCCCCUAUUGGGGGGGGGGGGUAGAAUGCAUAAGAACAAGCUUUCCAAACCAGUUCCUUUGUCAGGUUAAUGGCUUUACCUGGCUAGUUAAGGACCAUGAUUUAGCAUAAUCAAAGAAGUUGCUCUGUACCAUAAAACAAAUGGGUGAGAUUUUUCCCACACACCCCUCACCCAGCUGCAGGGCUGGAUUAACCAUUAAGCAAAAUGGGGGGGGCACCACAGAAAUUUUCCUUUGAUGGGUUUUUAACAUUAAUAGUCACAAAUUGCUCAGCUGAGCUUCCAUUUUCUCACUUGAAGUACCUUAUAUCAAAAAUCCCAACAGAACAACUAUGCAAUAAGGCAGGCUGGGUGCCUUAUUUCUACUAAGUUUAGAAGCAGAUGUGUUGCGUAAGGUUAGUUUUGAGGAUCUGAUCAAAGACUUUGCAAUUAGAAAAAGUAGGAGAAAAAUUUGUCAAAUAUAAAUAAAGUGGAAGUACUGUAUACAAAAGUAUACAAAAAGUAUACAAAAAUAAACAUUGUUUUCCACCUUACUGUGGGUUUUGUUUCAUUUUGAAAGAUAAAAUGUUAUUUUACUGUUUAUUACUGUUUAUAUUUUGAAUAAGAUAUAUAUGGAGGCCCUCUAAAUUAUCUUAAUCUGGCCCUGCCAUGCUGCUAGCAGAACAAUAGCCAGAGUGGGUGGAGCUGCAAAGCUGAAGCUAGAAGCUGCAGAGAGAGAUGUAUUUGGCCUGUGCUAGAUCCAAAGCUGUGGCCAGUGGAGAAGCAAGAUCUGUUGGGGUGUUAAUGCUGUGAGUGUUUCAAGUGGUGCUAAUUAUAAUUAUGGAUGCAUGCGGGUGUAACAAAGUUACACCCUUCCACUUCCUUGGCAAGAGAUGGCAAUGGCAGUCUGCAACAUGGCCUUAGAUGUGCUGCCAGAUCCAGUACUUAACAAAGACCCCUUCUACCCUUGAGGAUGAACACAAAACUAGAAUUCGUUGACUCUGGGUCUACCUAUUAUUGGCUUCCCUGUCUUCCCCCCUUUCCAAUGGGUGCCAGCUACCACUUGCUUAUGAGUAGAUAUAUAUAAGGCAGUGCUGUAAUUGACAGAAGGGAAGAGAUACCCUCUUUUGCUCAUUUCCUUCUCAUCCAGAGCAAGGUGCCGCCUCAAUUCACGUCCUCACACACUUCAGUCCUUCCAAAGGGCAUAAUGUACAAUGGCGGCCAAGCUGAAUGUUGACACAUAAAUUUCUCCUUUCAUUGCCCAUUGUUCAACAGAGCAAGGAGAAGUUCACUAAUGGAACAAUGUAUUGUGGAUUUGUUUGUUUUUAAGGCAAUAGAGAUAGCUAGAGAAAACCCACUGGUUCUGAACCGCCUAGCAAAAAUCUUCCACUUCCUUGGCAAGCAAGAGAUGGCAAUGGCAGUCUGCAACAUGGCCUUAGAUGUGCUGCCAGAUCCAGUACUUAACUGGCAGGCAUAUUGCAUGCGUGCCAAGGUAUGUAUUUCUCCUUUAAAAACAAGGCCUUUGUAACAUACAAGUGCUAUGGGAGACCAGCUGGGGGUUGUUGUUUUUUUUGUAUUAAUAGGGGCAGGGGUUGUGGUGUCUGUCAGCAUUGUGCUUCCUGAAAAGCCAUCAAUGCAGCUGCCUAUCUGGGCAGCAUCAAUUAUUUUGGUUUAACUGCAUAAACAAAAAGUCUCUUCUUGCAACUUCUCCUAACGAGGGCACUGCUUAAAUUCCAGUGCCACCAACUCUGUUAGAACAUAUGAACCUGCCUUGGUCCAUCUAGCUUAGUAAUAUCUGUGUCUAUUUGAUAUAAGCUGUUUAUUUUAAAGUUAUUGUGACUUUUUUGUAUUGGAUCAGAUUGUUAUUAAGUAUGCAAUCUUUGUUGUCCAUUUUGUUACCUCUUCAGCUUGUAAACCACCUUGUGUAUAGUAAUUAUAGGUGGUAUACAAAUUAAAAGUGAAUGAAGGGCAGUAUCUGGCAGAGGCAGUAAUUUACUGAUUUAGACUCUGAACUUAAUGGACUUAUGGGAGGGGGCUUCAGAUGGUCGUAUGCAUUACUUCACUUACUUCCAUAUGUGGUGAGUCAGCCUUGCUGUGUCUGAGGCCUCCCCUUCUCAUUCUGAGGAAUGGGGGGGUCCCACACUUCAGCCCCAAAAUCCUACCUUGACGGUACAACCGGGUCUUUCCAAGCUCUGAGCCCUGAGACCCUUUUAACAAGAGAGGUUGGGGAAUAGAGAACAGUCAUACAAACUAAUGCAUAAGGAGGGGAGGGCAAAAAAUAGUUUAAUAGCUCUUUAUUUUUAGAUGCUGCUUAAACUAUAUUUGCGUGAUUUGGAUCGUGUGAAGAUGGGCCUGGGAGGAAUGCCAGACCAGAGAAACCUCUCUGAUGCCAAAGCUGAUCUUGAGAACGUCAUGAAGGUGCAUCCGUGUCUGAAGACUUACCUUGACCUAGGCCAGGUGAGUGAAAGCAACCACCUUGUCCAGACAUAUUCAUUGUCUUCACUUUAUUUUAUCUGUAUGAUAAUAAAAGUGUUGUUGUUCAUUCAGGCUUUAACAGGGCUAAGGCUGCAUUCUUAACUUCAGUACCUUGGAAGCGAGCGCUAUUUGAAUCCAAUAGUAUUUUUGAGUAAACAUUGUUAGCAUUGCACUUUUUAAUUAUUUAAUUUUAGAGUGUUAAUUCUAGAGAGAUCUGAGAAAUGUAAUCAGAAUGUGAUGAGAGCAUAUCCAUUUUUAACCACUAGUAACAUCUAGAGAAGUUCCUGUAUGUGCAUGGAUCUCUGAAGGGAUGAGCAACAUAAGGAGCUAUUCUGAACUUUCAGUUCGACUACUUGCUAUGGUUUUAUUUGGUGUGACUCACCCACAAGCCAGGUGCUUGGGAGGAAGCCUUGUUGAAGUGGCCAUAGUUUGUGAAUCUUUUGUUCCCUUCUCUAAAAUAAUACAUUAAUUUAAUAGAAAGUUCCUGCCUAGCAGCCUACUUAACCAACUCAAGGUUCCAAUGGUGUUGACCUAUGUAAAGCCCUGACGUUGCCCUGGAAUAGCUUUGUCUCUGUGGGGUGCGCUCUCUCCCUCAACUUGCCCAUUCUGAGGGGAAAAUGCUUUCAGAUAAAAAAUGAAGAGCUGAAUGUCACUGAGGUCCUGUUUUAGUUUCUUUAAUGAUUGAUCAUACAGGGGCUUCUUGACUAUAACUCUGUUAUUACACAGCCUCACUGUUAACACACAGCCUCACUCUACAAGCUUUUAAGAAAGGGAGGGGAAACCUAUGGCCCUCCAGAUGUUGCUGGACUACAACUCCCAUCAUGCCUCACCAUUGGCCAUUGCUGGCAGGAAAUGCAGUCCAACAACUACCGGAGUGCCACAGGUCCCCCCCCCCCCCGUGCUUUAAGAGAAAGUACAAGAUAUUCAAGAAAAUUUUUUAUGGUUCAUUACCAUUAUAUUAAAAAAUGUAUUUUCUGGCUGUUACUCAACAGUGAACAUUUAUGGAUUUGUUUUCUGCAAGCUGGAAGCCAUCUUUGUUCUUUUGACAUGUUUGUUUAAAUAAAUACUGAGUGUUCCUCCUUUCCCUCCCUGCCCAUCCACUGCUCUUCUAGGUAUGUUACUACAUGGGCGUAGAUGCCAUGCAGGAACUUUUACUUGUAGAUGAAAAUGCCGUGAACAAUGCCCUCGUGUUCUUUGCUAAAGCCAUGGAAUUAGACCUGGGGAAUGUUUUGCCUGAAAUCCAGCUGCUGAGGGGGAAAUGCCUUCGGAUAAAAAAUGAAGACCUGAAUGCCAUGGAAUGCUUCAAGCAGGCAAUAGAGCUGGAUGGUGUGGGUUCUGUUUACACAGAGAGCUUCCGUUGCUUAAUGGAAAUGCUGCUUGCCUUGUUCAGUCAGAAGAGGAUGAAUACAGAGAUGCUGAUGAAGGAAGUAGAGUUGUGGGUGAAGAAGGCUGAGGAGAAAUAUCCCAAACAGCGAGUGCAGCAGGCGCUUAGGCUAGUGUGUCGUCACUACACAGCUGAGGUACUUGAGCUCUCCAAAGCCAUGGUGGCCAGAGGGAAGACUGAGCUGGUGAAAUUGCUCUUUGAGACCAUGAAGUGUGACUUUAACAAAGGUAGACGGAAUGAACGCUCACUCUCCUUUUGAAUGGCUGGUUUGCUUUUCAGCCACGUGGCAUAGCAAGAGGUUUAGCUCUCCCCAUAGUUUGCGGAAAGAAUUAUGAAAAGCUAUAUAAUAAAAUGUGAUACUUUCUAGAGCACCCACCAAGUAUUAUUCUCCCAUAUACAUGGAGGAGUCGAGGUAUGUGUGCUCAUAUUAAAAAAUGAGCGUGCUUAAUUUUUUCCAAAGCAAAACAUUAAACAAGCUCAAAACGUUUACACUAUGUAUGUAUGCAUAGCACACAGAAGCAGGUCAAUAGGAGAUAAAAUAGCCUUCAUUUAUUACUGGGAAGCAGGUAAGGUGUAAGUGAUUUACAGCAACACUCUGAUUUUUAAAAAUUGGCAACGAGAAAUUUCAAGGUAUAUCUGGCAGGGUAAGAAGCCGAGGAUAAAAUUUAAGAUAUUGACAGACGCUAAAGAAAGAGGAGGCUUCGCCCUGCCAGACUUGAAAUUGUAUUAUGAAGCAUCUUGCCUCUGUUCGUUGAAGGAAUGGAUAAAAUUAGAAGACAUGGAUGUGUUAGAUCCGGAAGGUUUUGAUAAUAGAUUUGGGUGGCACGCGUAUUUGUGGUAUGACAAGAAACGGGUACAUAAAAGUUUUGAAAAUCACAUUAUAAGGAGGUCUCUGAUUGAAGUGUGGGAAAGAUAUAAAAACUUGUUGGAACAAAAAACUCCAUAUUGGUUGUCGCCGUUGGAGGCGAUGAGUGUGAAGAAAGUCAAUAUGACAGGGGGUUGGGUGACAUAUGAGAAGUUAAUGUGUAAAAGCGAAGGAAAAUGGAAAAUGAGAUCAUUUGAAGAAGUCAAGGAUUAUGUGAAUGACUGGCUGCACUUUUUUCAAAUUAAUGAGAUGUUCAGAAAAGAUCUAAAUCAGAGGGGUUUUGCUGAUAAAGAAUCAAAAUUUCAGACAGAAAUACUGAAUAAUGACUACAAGAUUUUAGCAAAAAUGUAUAAGAUAUUAUUGGAAUGGUGCACGAAGGAUGAGGAGGUAAAAUCAGUUGUGAUUGAUUGGGCCAAAGAUAUGGGGCUCAACCAUCAAAACUUAAUGUGACCAGAUAUUGAUACUUAUGUCCUUGCUUUGGAUAUAUACAUUCAUUUAACUUAAUUGUAGCAACCUAGGGAUGUGCUCUUCCGUUUGGAAGAAAACCACCACCAUCACCCCAUAUUUUUCACUUAAUGAAAAAGAGAUAUAAUAGCAGAUGUUUAUUUAGAAUUUUAAAAAAAAUCAAGAAUAUGUAGGUACCUGUUUGGUUUUGUCUGUUGAAAAUAUAGAAUGAAAGCCUCCAAAUUCACUAUAUUUUGUUGUUAGGUAUGUUUUACAUUUUCUGCACCUGCCUUUGAAUCAAUAGUUGUCUUCACAUAUCAUGUGGGCUUCUUGCUAGGCCACAUAUUGAACUCACAGAAUGCAUUAAUUCUGAACGGAUUGUGGGGCUGUUCUUUUGCCACAUUUCCAGAGCAAUUAAUUAAAACCACCAGAUAUGUUAACAGUCAUAUUCAGAAUCACAUAUUCAGUAACUUAUUUACUGAUCUUAUCAAGUAUGCAACCCGUGGGUGCCCACUUCCUGAGGCCCUGCAUGGCUGAGCACCUACAAAAUUUCCCAUAAAGAGGACGGGAACCCACACAUUUCAGUGCCGAGGCCCUACACGCUGCAUGGCACCCAUGGCCACGGGGCCAAGCUGGCACUCCUGUGCUACCAGUUACAUUGGUGCUGCUAUUCUGAGAAAUACUCACUGCAUUUAAAUAAUGAAUUUCUUGCGGGACUCUCCAAAUAGCCAACACCUGUUGAUUCAUGCUUGGAUAUUAGCUCAUGUGAUAGUUUAAGCUGUUCCUGGUCGCAAGACAUGUUGUUAGCCUGGCAAGGAAAAGACAGUCUCUCAAUUGUCAAUGCGUCCUUCAUUCUGAUCUUAUAGGAAUGUUUCAAGUGAUCUAAUGUGGCAUUAUAAUAGAAGAAAAACAGCACAUGCUACACGGCGAAUAUCAAUCAAGAGAGAAAAGCACUGGGUGAUGUUGAGAAGGAUGAAACCCAAGCUCUCAGGAAUGACAGUGCACCUCUGCUCAGCACCCUCCAUUCUGACUCUGCACUGCAUGCACAGAUCCAUUCUUCAGGAGUUCUUUAGCGACAGGGCUGCUGGGAUAGAGCCGGGUAAAGCGGGCAAGUGCAAAGAUAGGGAAGAUGAUUCGGUAGGCAUUGUAAUGCAGAGUACCAGCUUUGUAGAAUGCUGUAGCGAUGUCACCCUGAGGAGAGGCAAGAGAGAAAUUCCUGAACAACCUACAUGCAGUCUUCUGUCCUGACUUCAUGGUCACUAAAUUCCAUCUGAGAACCCAGUUGUAUGAUCAUUGUAACCUCUUUUAAGAGCAACUGUCACAUACAGUAUCACUGAGCUUUUGGCUGGCAAACAAGACUCUGGAAGCAGGAAUCAGAGACCAGAGCCAAUUAAAAUGUAGGAAAGGCGACUAAAGACAUUGUAGCAUCUCAGGCAGAAUAUCCAAAUGGUUCCAUGAUUAAAAAAUAAAAUAAUUAACUGGCAGUCUAUGGCUUUUUAAGGGCACCCCUCUGACCUGCCACAUGUUAACAGUAGGGCCAGCUGUGUCCUGUGCUCUGAUACCACACAAACUCAAUCCUGAGGGCACAUUUUGAUGCCACAGCAGUAACAAGACAGGUGCAUGAAUCACUUGGGUGCCUAAGGCAACAGAAUACUUCCCACAGGAACAUCAGAGUGUUCAAUAGAGGGAGAACAUGGGAAGCACUUGUAAGAUCUCAGCUGCCAAUGCCACACAAGUGUCCAUGUGUGUCCACAAUACAUUGCAGCCAUCUAUGAGAAGCAUCUUUAUGACAGCAACAAUGCCAAUGAGAGUACAUUCUGAUCUGCCUCAUUCAGUAAGUGAGGGGUGGAAAACCUUUGGUCCUCCAAAUAUUGCUGAAUUGCAACUCCCAUCAUCCCUGUCUAUUGCCUGUGUAGGCUGGAAGGCAACAACUUAGCCACCCCCACUCUCAGUACUUGGUGGGAAAUGCUCUGCGUUCAUUCAUUCAUUUUAUGUAUAUUUGGAGGACAUGAUCCAUUUCAUAGCUGGCUGAAAUAUACUGUUUCUGUGAACCUUGAAAUUAUAUUGCUAUGAGGAUACUUGAUUAAGAAAAAAUUAAAAGUUGUAACACACCUG